UCAGGCUUGCAGAGCCACCGUGACCGAUAGUGAUCUGGGCUAUCAUAGACGCUUCGUGAUAGGCUUGAGUUGAAGCCUAGAAGGCUAGAUGAACAUGAUCGAUACCAGCUCUCAGGGAUCCACAUCUGCAGACGUAUGGGACCAGCCCAGUGAUUACACUAGCCUGAGCUCGUACCCACCAAGCGCCGCAACUAAAUCCCGGAAGGCCCAACAAGUCGUCCCAGACGACUGGGAUAACGAUGAAGAUGAGGAAGAAGAUAGCGCCAAAGUCUGGGAAGACGCAAAUAACAAAGCACCCAUGCCAGAACUGAUCAUCUCCCCCUCAAGCACCGGGACAUGUGUCGUCCCCCCUCCCCCAGCUGCCUUCCAACCGACUAUGCGCAUCCUGAAACGGCCGUCUCCCUCCCAAUCAGCCUCAAAUUCCGCCACUUCGCUCUCUUCGCAGACGCGCAACACUCUUGCUGAGCGUGAGGCUCAGUAUCAAGAAGCUCGUAACCGAAUAUUUGGAACUACGAUCGAGCGUGGUGGCGAUGACCAGGAAAGCCAACGUGGGAUGAGGGAUGGUAGUGGCAAGGGAUCAGAUGCUAGAUCUGCGGCGUCUGCGGUACUGCGUACUCCUACAGGCCCGUCAGAUGUGGAAACAGAGGUGGGUCGGACCGAUGACUCCCCUCCAAAGGGAUUUCGUGACAGGAGGAAUGGGAAGAACCAGAACAGCGCAUCUUCGAGUGUGUUACCACGGACUUCGAGUUGAUUCCUGCCCCAUGUUUUUCAGAUAGGUUUUUGCUGUUUUAUUGAUUGUUGUAACAUUGUGUUGUACACGUCCAGCCCCAACUUGAUGCAACUCACAUUUGAGCCGGGGAGCUUUUUUGCGCCGACUCACCACAUGUCAACUACACUGUAUGCACCAAUUCUUUCA
This is a messenger RNA of Suillus clintonianus, 916 nucleotides long. RefSeq lists its product as uncharacterized. The record is from RefSeq and is a predicted model, not a curated record. The transcript is spliced from 3 exons. The coding region runs from base 89 to 751 and encodes 220 amino acids. NCBI's taxonomy places the organism in Eukaryota, Fungi, Basidiomycota, Agaricomycetes, Boletales, Suillaceae.